This is a messenger RNA of Sorex araneus (European shrew), 2068 nucleotides long. It is a transcript of the gene MED9, whose product is annotated as mediator complex subunit 9. Bases 41 to 484 code for a protein of 147 amino acids. NCBI's taxonomy places the organism in Eukaryota, Metazoa, Chordata, Mammalia, Eulipotyphla, Soricidae. The transcript is spliced from 2 exons. The record is from RefSeq and is a predicted model, not a curated record. Gene Ontology annotation, molecular function: transcription coregulator activity. Gene Ontology annotation, biological process: regulation of transcription by RNA polymerase II. Gene Ontology annotation, cellular component: mediator complex.
AGCCGAGCGCGGGCCUACGCUUCCCGGACCCGGGGGCGCCAUGGCUUCUGCCGGGGUGGCCGCGGGUCGACAGACCGAAGAGACGUUGGCGCCCCCCGCCGAGCCGCCGCUGGCCGAGGCCAAGCCGCUGCCGCCGCCGCAGCCUCCCGCGCCGGCCGCCGCCGCGCAGGGCCCGCAGCCGCCCGCGCCCGGGCCCCCUUCGCCGGCCGGCCUGAAGGAGGACGAGAGCUACUCCUUCCUGCCCCUGGUGCACAGCAUCAUCAAAUGCAUGGACAAGGACGGCCCGGACAUCCACCAGGACCUGAAUGCCCUCAAGACCAAGUUCCAGGAGCUGCGCAAGAUCAUCAGCACCAUGCCCGGCAUCCACCUGAGCCCUGAGCAGCAGCAGCAGCAGCUGCACAGUCUGCGAGAGCAAGUCAGGACCAAGAAUGAGCUUCUGCAGAAGUAUAAGAGCCUCUGCAUGUUCGAGAUCCCCAAGGAGUAGAGGCGGCCCUGGGCCCUCUUCCAGCGAAACCCCUAGGGAGCAAGUGGCCUUUCCGCCUGCCCCUCCGUGCGGGCCACAGGAGGCUGGUUCUUCUGUCCCCUUUGGAGUUUUUGUGGCUGAGCAGAGUGGGGGCUGUUGUACUAUCUCCUUAAUUCAGCUUGUCAGUGACUGUGCAAGGAGCCAGCACUCAAACUUGGCUUCUUUGGGGCUCCUUUGUACAGAGCAGUAUGUCUAGAUGCAUAAUGCUUGGUGCCUGCUGGUGGAGGAAGAGUGUUCCCCGGGGCUGGGGAGGGCAGGGUGGGCUCUAGCCUGCCUCUGGGGAGUGUGCCACCUGCCCUAUGCUCAGGCGUCUCCCCUUUGCUUCCUGCCCUCCUUCCCCGCCCCCUAGAUAUGAUCAGUAUGUACCAGGUACAUAUUGUUCCUGUUAACAGCCAUGUCUGAACAUUUGCAUAGAAUACACCCAAGAGAUUCGGCCUGCUUUCAGCAUGGACUUAAAAUGGUAACAGAAGGCGGUGAGCGAAUGGAACAUGGGUUUUGAAAGACUAUGGGGUGGCCUGCCCCCCACGCCCCAAAAACAGUUUGCUUCCUUUCAUGUUUGAGCCAGUGAAUAUAACUGUCCAUGGGGGCGUCUGCUGCCAGAAAGCCCCUCUCUUGAAGUUCUCUGUCACCUACAUGUUCUUACUCUGCAUUUAGCUUUACUGUCAGUGGCCUUGCUUAGCCAUUGACCAGCCAUGGCAAAACCCGGGGAUGGCUGAGACCCACAGCACUUCCCCUGAAAUAGGGGCUUCUGAUGUGUUUCCGGUGAGCCGAUAUGGAUCAGGUUCCCGAAGUCUCAGAUUAAAGCAGAUUCCUUGAACACAGAGGCCGGAGUAAGCCCUGAGCACUGCUGGGUGUGACUCCCCAAACAAAAUGAAAAACCAGGAGACCCUCCUUCCCCCGGGUUCCCGUGCUCUCCUUCCCGCCAGAGACCCCGAUGGACCUUGACUGGGAAUGCCAGGAGGGCUCUGGAUCUGCUUGCUCAGAGCUGGGUACAGUCAAGGCCAGAUGUGCUAGCUUGGUUCUGAAUCCUUCCUGGGGGAGCGGGCGAGGGGCCUGAAGUUACACAGCCAGCUUGUGUUCAUACUUAAAAACACCCCACCGUUUCUUACAGAAGGGUGUUUUAUUGGUGUGCUCUUAUUGACCAACAUACUGAAGUCAGAGCAGUUCUUGCCCGUGCCUCUAUGGAUUAGGUGCAAAGUAACUGAAUAUUGUUUGGAUGUAGAAAUGGGUACACAGCCUCUGCUGACCAGUUCAGGGGUUUAACAGAUGCCCGCCAGCUGACCUCUUUGGCAGCUAUAUUGGCGUAAAAUGUUUUUAGCGGGGGUUCCGUUCGUGGCAGCUUGCGGCCACCUGUCUAGAUGGCCGGUUUACUGGGAACCCAAGUCAGGGAGAAGAUGUAGAUUAGGUUUCAGUGACUUGAGACAGGAAAGCAGGUUCUGCAGGUAAGUAGGUAGUCAUAUAUUAGACCAGUUCCUCCCUGGGGCUGGACUGUUACUUAACUGAAUCAGUUAUUUCCUUGAAGUUUUAGAGUAGCAUAGGGGCCAG